UACUAGGCUGCCUAGCAACCAUUCUGCUAUAGUAACCGUAGCAACCGCUGAAGUUUGGGCCUACGCUACGACUCUCUCUCCGUGACACUGUUCCUUGAUAAGUAGCCGUUUUGAACGUCUUUACUGGCUUUACAGACUGACACCUGUGCCGUUAGUCACAGUCAGCGUGUUUGAAGAUAAAAGUUUAGAAACACAUGAAAUAAGCGGACGUGAGGAACGAUGGAUACAGCUAAUGGAAACGAAGACAGCAGUCAGCUGAGACUGCAGGCAGCUGCUUCGUUCAAGGCGUUCAUGUUGAAAAACAGUACGAAAAGCAACCUGAACCUGUAUGACCACCUCACCCGGGUACUAAUAAAGGUGAUGGAUGAACAUCCACACAACGCGGUGGACGUGAUUGAGGAUAUAAGCCGUGAUGUGAAGCGGGGUUUAUAUGAAGACAAGCAAAGCACUCUGCGAGACCUUCCACAGACCACAGCUGCUGAGCUGCUGGCUGAACAGCAACGGCUGCUGUUUUCUCAGUUAGAAGAAGCCGACCGGGAGGAUGAACUGGUGGAAACAGCUCUUCCUAAUGUGAGUGAGAUUGGCUUCUACCUGGAGCAGGCUGGAGUGGGUCUGGGCAGAGAGGAGAUGCAGAGGAUCUUUCUUGCGCUCAAACAGCUGGUUGAGUCGCAGGCACUCCAGCGCUGUCGGCUGUGGGGCAAGAUUCUGGGAACAGAGAGCAACUAUAUUGUUGCUGAAGCUGAAUACAGAGAGGGGGAGGAAGAGGAAGAGCAAGUCACGGACCAAGCAGCUGAGGAAGAGGAGAAAGAGGCUGAGACUCUAGAGAGUGAGGAGAAAGAGAUGGAUCAACUUCCUCAGUCGACCUAUAAACCCCCACCGGUGGUUCCAAAGGAGGCAAUAGGAACAGGCGCUAACAAGUUUGUUUAUUAUGUGUGCAAAGAGCCUGGUCUUCCUUGGGUAAGGCUCCCUUCGGUCAGUCCUGCUCAGAUCACUGUUGCUCGCCAGAUCCGUAAAUUCUUCACCGGGAGGCUGGACUCACCAGUUAACAGUUACCCGCCUUUUCCUGGGAAUGAAGCUAACUAUCUGAGGGCACAAAUUUCUCGGAUCUCGGCUGGCACACAGGUCAGCCCCCAGGGCUUCUUCCAGGCUGGGGAGGAGGAAGGUGAUGAGGAAGACGAGGCACCACGAGACAGCUAUGAAGUGAAUCUUGAUUUUGAGGGCAUUCCAGCUGCUGAGAUGGCUGAGUCUUUGUCAGCCUGGGUGCAUCAUGUUCAGCACAUCCUGAAGCAGGGCCGUUGUACCUGGAUUAACCUGGCUGUGAAACCAGGAGAAGACUCUAAUGAGGAUGGAGAGGCUGAGGAGAAGGAAGAGGAGCCUGAUGAGCCUGAGCCAGAAGUUGGACCCCCUCUGCUCACUCCCCUUUCCCAAGAUGCAGAAAUGUUCAACACCCCUCCCUGGAGCUCCAGGAUGUCCUCCACUCUCACCUCUCAGCAUGCAGUAGCUGUGCUGCAUUCUAACCUCUGGCCAGGAGCACAUGCCUAUGCUUGUGGAAAGAAGUUUGAGAACAUAUAUGUUGGAUGGGGUCUGAAGUACGCAGGGGAAGGGUACAGCCCACCUGUCCACCCGCCACCACAGAAAGAGUAUGCCAGCGGACCAGAAAUCACAGAGGCCCUGGACCCAUCACUGGAAGAGGAGCAGGCACUGAAAGAAGCUUUAGAGGAGCAGCAAGCUGCUCAGGAGGAGAUGGAGGACACAGACGAAGAGGAGGAGGAUGACGACUGA
Toxotes jaculatrix (banded archerfish) is the source of this 1782-nucleotide messenger RNA. It is a transcript of the gene rsph4a, whose product is annotated as radial spoke head component 4A. Gene Ontology annotation, biological process: cilium movement involved in cell motility; cilium assembly; axoneme assembly. Bases 220 to 1782 code for a protein of 520 amino acids. Lineage: Eukaryota; Metazoa; Chordata; Actinopteri; Toxotidae. The transcript has 7 exons. The record is from RefSeq and is a predicted model, not a curated record. Gene Ontology annotation, cellular component: axoneme; radial spoke.